AAAGAGGCGGUGGGCUAGGCUUCAUUUCGGCGUGAGUCUGGCAGGCGGUGGUACAACCCUUUUCGUCAUCUUUAUCCAUAGAGACCGGCCGCUUUCUUUCCCCACCCUGAAUAGCUCCUUCAGCGCAUAACUCCCUUCGUUAUUCGGAUAUAAAUAAAGAAACAUGGCCUCAGGUGUGAAAGUUUGCGAUGACGUGAUCAAGACAUUCAAUGACAUGAAGGUACGCAAAUUCUGCACCCCUGAGGAGAUCAAGAAACGCAAGAAGGCUGUUCUCUUCUGCUUGAGUCACGAUAAGAAAAGCAUUAUCCUGGAAGAGGGGAAGGAACUCUUAGUAGGAGACUGUGGAACUGUUGUGGAGGACCCCUACAAGCACUUCGUAGACAUGCUGCCCGCUAAUGACUGCCGUUAUGCACUGUAUGAUGCCACCUAUGAGACAAAAGAGUCAAAGAAAGAGGACUUAGUCUUCCUCUUCUGGGCUCCUGAAGAUGCUCCUCUAAAAAGCAAAAUGAUCUAUGCCAGCUCUAAAGAUGCGAUCAAGAAGAAAUUCACAGGUAUCAAGCACGAGUGGCAAGCAAACCACAAAGAAGAUAUCAAGGAUCGCAGUACCCUUGCUGAAAAGUUGGGAGGGAACACGGUCAUCUCCCUGGAAGGAAAGCCCUUGUGAAGUCUCCAUUCCUCUUCCCUCCGUGUCUGUGCCACUUCUUAAAGAGGCUUCCAUGUUACCAUAACCCAGCAGUGUCCAUACUGCUACCCUAAAUUUCCCAGAUCUCCCUGGAUUUGUGAGGCUCCUUGACUCCAGACGGGCAUCAUAUGUCUGCAGAUGGGCACAACUUCCAUUUCCCCUUAGUAAUUUGUCACUCAGUGGUUCCUUUCCUCUUAGGCCUGUAAACCGAGGCAUUUUACCUUCCAAUAAGAUUCCCACCUUUGUUUCCUCCCCAGACUCUGCACUUACCCCACAAGUUAUGAGUUAUUUUGCCAAAUGCAGCCUGGCAUCUUCGCUGCCUCUUUUUCAUGGGAUCAUGUCAGAAAGGCCCUUAACAUUCUUAUCAGGAUGUACUUUGUAGUUUUAAAAAAGAGGGAAUGCUGGAUCAAUCCAGUGCGCUGUUCUAACAUUCCUAAACAAACCCUUCUAAAACUAGCUCCUAAGAGGAAUAACGUUUGUUUUCUUUAGAGAUUCCAUAUUUCUACAGCAUUCCUGUAUUUUUGCAACUAAUCUGGCACUAGAAUGGCAAUAUUUAUGGCCUCCCAAGAACUCCUUUGUGCAAAUUCCUAAGUUCAGACCCUUAAGGCACUUUCUUUCUGCUAAAGUUUGGGCAGGAAACUUUAAUUUUUUUUAUUUUUUUUCUUCCCAACUGAAUUUUUAAUUUAAGAAUAUGGGACAUCACUUACUGGCCUCACCAUUGCAUUCCACUUUUUUAUAUAUAUAUUGCCAAUUUUCAUUUGCAAAUUUUGUGAUGCUCACCUUCUGUACUGCAGUGUCAAUGGAUUUGUUUUGUUUUUUUUGGGAGGGUGUAGAAAUUCCUUUGUCUGUUCACCCUUUCAGUUCCCUCUCAUCUCCAUUGCGCUCUACUGUCUUGCGUUACUAAUAUGGAAGUCGUUCUGGCAGAGCCGACAUUAAUAAAAAUCUAUAAAUGAGA
Molecule: messenger RNA, 1637 nt
Organism: Bombina bombina (fire-bellied toad)
Lineage: Eukaryota; Metazoa; Chordata; Amphibia; Anura; Bombinatoridae
Gene: CFL1
Product: cofilin 1
Exons: 4
Coding region: 164-664 (166 amino acids)
Biological process (GO): cell motility; actin filament severing; actin filament fragmentation
Cellular component (GO): cytoplasm; actin cortical patch; actin cytoskeleton
Molecular function (GO): actin filament binding
Source: RefSeq, a predicted model, not a curated record